AGAGUGCUUCACAUAGACGACGCACCUGUGCCACAAGACAAGCCUAUUUCUCUUUCAACUCAAUCAUCCAAUAUUGAGCUCCAUCCACUCGUAUCUCGCUAUCUCUCCCUCUCUCUACUCUCUCAGAUCGCUCUCUUCGGAGCUCGGAUCUUCAUCUUCUUCGCCAAUGGCUGCCGUAUUCGAAACCCUAACUGUUCCUCGCUGUUCUGCUCUGCCUUCCCGCGCUCUCUCUCCGAUUACAACCUCUUCGGCUUCUUCACUCGCCGCCCGCCGGGCCUUGCCGCAGGUCAGAGGCCUCAAGCUCGCCCCCACUCGCUCUCUAGGAUCGGUUAGUUCCGCUCCUAGUUCGAGAAUUACUCGUCGCGGUGGACUCGUCGUCUGCGAGGCUCAGGAUACCGCUGUUGGUGCGGCUCCUGUAACCGACGCAUCGUGGAAGUCCCUUGUGCUUGACUCUGAAUUCCCUGUGGUCGUUGAAUUCUGGGCACCCUGGUGCGGGCCUUGCCGUAUGAUUCACCCUAUAGUUGAUGAAUUGGCAAAACAAUAUGCUGGAAAGGUCAAAUUCUUCAAAGUAAACACUGAUGAGAGCCCUACAAUCGCUACUCAGUAUGGUAUUCGAAGCAUCCCAACUGUUAUUAUGUUCAAGAAUGGUGAGAAGAAAGAGGCAAUUAUUGGCGCUGUUCCCAAAUCCACUUUAACCACAAGUAUAGAGAAAUUCUUGUAGAAGUGCUAAUGUAGAAUAAAGGAGAUCAGAUUGGAUAGCUGUUGAAAGUGGAGCAGAAGAUGGGGAUUGUUUGGGUGAAGUUUUAUUCUAGGACGAAAAACCAAUGAUCUUUCUGGUCUUCAGACAAAUUCAGAAACAGCUUAAAAGAGUAUAAAGCUGACCACUAGGGUGCUGAAUAUUAUGGAGUGAUUAAACUGAUAUUUGUUCAAGACUUCAAUUGCAUUGACAGGAAAGGCUGGACUUUUAGUUUUUCCAAACACGUUUAGACUUCAAAUCUGGACUUUACUAUUAAUUCAAAGAUGUUUAUUAGUGUUUAUAAAAUUUCCACAAAA
Molecule: messenger RNA, 1053 nt
Organism: Cannabis sativa
Lineage: Eukaryota; Viridiplantae; Streptophyta; Magnoliopsida; Rosales; Cannabaceae
Exons: 3
Coding region: 167-721 (184 amino acids)
Cellular component (GO): cytoplasm
Molecular function (GO): protein-disulfide reductase activity; oxidoreductase activity, acting on a sulfur group of donors, disulfide as acceptor
Source: RefSeq, a predicted model, not a curated record